Messenger RNA from Oreochromis niloticus (Nile tilapia), 944 nucleotides. It is a transcript of the gene mrpl54, whose product is annotated as mitochondrial ribosomal protein L54. Gene Ontology annotation, cellular component: mitochondrial large ribosomal subunit. The record is from RefSeq and is a predicted model, not a curated record. The transcript is spliced from 3 exons. NCBI's taxonomy places the organism in Eukaryota, Metazoa, Chordata, Actinopteri, Cichliformes, Cichlidae. Gene Ontology annotation, molecular function: structural constituent of ribosome. The coding region runs from base 113 to 529 and encodes 138 amino acids.
GGUGCUGUACUCUACUUCUAACGAGCCAAACACAAGGCAGAAAGCGGAAGUUGAAGCAAAACUGAAUGUCAAAUUGUAGCAUGGUGGAGUGCGUUUUUUAAAUAAAGUAAAAAUGUUACGGUACACUUUAUUACGGAUAGCACCGGUAGCGCAGUGCCUCACCGGACACAACACAUCAUUUCUGUGCAGGGUGAGCUUAUUAAACAGAGGACAGACAUGUGGAUAUGCUAAGAAAGUUGCGGCCAAGGGAAAGGGUAAAGGCAUGAUGAAAGAGGAACUGAAAGGUCCAGAGGUGUGUAAAGACCCUGUCAGACUCACAUCUCAUGCAGUAGGGGUCAACAUCUUCAAACAAGGGGAAGACCCCAAGCUGAAGCCUCCUGAGGAGUACCCUGAAUGGUUGUUCCAGUUAAACCUGGGAACGGCCAAAAAGCUGAACGAGCUCGAGUCGGACUCUUGGGAGUAUUGGAAACGUCUGAGGAAGGAAAACAUUUGGCGUUUCAACAGACUACAUAAAGGGAAGAAGUUGUAGGGUUUCACUGGACUUACCGAGGGCAACAGCAGUGUUUUACACCCUGGACUGAAUUACCAUGACAGAAAUGGACUUCUGGAUCAGUCUAUCCCACCUGACAGCUGAGAGACUUUUGUCUCUUCAUCGCUGGUUCUGUUUGAUGCAAAUGUUCUCUUGUGUUAAACAAAGGUGGUGAUAUAACAGCGUCCUUCAAAAAGGCAAAAACUGAACAUCAUAUGAACCUAAUAAAGUUAUUGUCUCACUUCAGACAAACUCUUCAUUAAAUCAAAUUUGACCAGUUUUCAUGAAGUCGUAGUAACAAUUUUCAACAUUUUUGCUGUAUACUAGAAUGCUCUGGAGCAGUUACUUUGUGGCAAAAAGUAGAAAAAAAAUAGGAUUUCAUUGUGUUUAACUUGGAUUAAAUCAUUUGAACAUG